AUGUCUUCAUUCAAAUUAGCCACCGAAUUACCAGCUUGGAAGGAAUUGGAACAACUCUACAAAAAAGAGGGUGAAAAAUUCGACGUCAGAGCUGCAUUUGCUCAAGAUCCUAAAAGAUUUGAUGAAUUUUCUCGUGUCUUUACCAACUACGAUGAUUCCAAGAUCCUUUUCGACUUUUCCAAGAACUUGGUCAACCAGGAAAUUCUUGACAAGUUGGUCCAAUUGGCCAAGGAAGCUGGUGUUGAAAAAUUGAGAGAUGAAAUGUUUGCUGGUGAUCACAUCAAUACUACUGAAGACAGAGCAGUUUACCACGUUGCAUUGAGAAAUGUCAAAAAGCACAAAAUGCCAGUUGAUGGUAAGGACACUACCCAAGAAGUUUGGGAUGUUUUGAACCACAUGAAGGAGUUCUCUAAUCAAGUUAGAGAUGGAGAGUGGAAAGGUUACACUGGUAAAGCAAUCACUGAUGUCGUCAACAUUGGUAUUGGUGGAUCCGAUCUCGGUCCGGUCAUGGUCACUGAAGCUUUGAAACACUACAGAAAGCCAGGUUUGAAUGCUCAUUUCGUAUCCAAUAUCGAUGGAACUGAUAUUGCCGAAGUAUUGAACAAGGUCCACCCAGAAACAACUUUGUUUUUGAUUGCUUCAAAAACAUUCACCACCGCAGAGACUAUUACCAAUGCCACCUCAGCUAAGAAAUGGUUCUUGGACCAUGCCAAAGACACCAAGUACAUUGCCCAACAUUUUGCUGCUUUGUCCACCAACGAAAAGGAGGUUAUAAACUUUGGAAUUGAUCCUAAAAACAUGUUUGGAUUUGAAAGUUGGGUUGGUGGCCGUUACUCUGUAUGGUCAGCCAUUGGGUUAUCCGUUGCCAUCUACAUUGGUUUCGAUAACUUUGAAAAGUUUUUGGCGGGUGCCGAAGCUGUUGAUGAACACUUCUUAAAGACUCCAUUGGAGAACAACAUCCCAGUUCUUGGUGGUUUAAUCUCUGUUUGGUACAACAACUUCUUCGGUGCUCAAACCCACUUGGUUGUUCCUUAUGACCAAUACUUGCACAGAUUCCCUGCCUACUUGCAGCAAUUGUCUAUGGAAUCAAAUGGUAAGUCAGUCACCAGAGCCAAUGUUUUCACCAACUACCAAACUGGUACCAUCUUGUUUGGUGAACCAGCAACCAAUGCUCAACACUCUUUCUUCCAAUUGGUCCACCAAGGUACCAAAUUGAUUCCAGCUGACUUUAUUUUGGCUGCUCAAUCUCACAACCCUAUUGAAAACAACAAGCACCAAAAAAUGUUGGCUUCGAACUUCUUUGCCCAAUCAGAAGCUUUGUUGAAGGGAAAGAGCGAGGAACAAGUUAAAGCUGAAGGUACUACUGGAGGAUUAAUACCUCAUAAGGAAUUCAGUGGUAACAGACCAACCACCUCCAUCUUGGCUCAAAAGAUCACCCCAGCUGCUUUGGGAGCCUUGAUUGCUUACUACGAACACGUUACUUUUACCGAAGGUGCCAUCUGGAACAUCAACUCAUUCGACCAAUGGGGUGUUGAGUUGGGUAAAGUUUUGGCCAAGGUUAUUGGUUCAGAAUUGGAAGACAAGAAGUCUGUUGGUUCUCAUGAUCCAUCCACCAACGGUUUGAUCAACACCUUCAAACAAUGGGAAUAA
This is a messenger RNA of Lodderomyces margitis, 1650 nucleotides long. It is a transcript of the gene PGI1, whose product is annotated as glucose-6-phosphate isomerase. Gene Ontology annotation, molecular function: glucose-6-phosphate isomerase activity; carbohydrate derivative binding; monosaccharide binding. The transcript has a single exon. Gene Ontology annotation, biological process: glucose 6-phosphate metabolic process; gluconeogenesis; glycolytic process. The record is from RefSeq and is a predicted model, not a curated record. Gene Ontology annotation, cellular component: cytosol. Bases 1 to 1650 code for a protein of 549 amino acids. NCBI's taxonomy places the organism in Eukaryota, Fungi, Ascomycota, Pichiomycetes, Serinales, Debaryomycetaceae.